This is a messenger RNA of Syngnathoides biaculeatus (alligator pipefish), 4332 nucleotides long. It is a transcript of the gene kifbp, whose product is annotated as kinesin family binding protein. The record is from RefSeq and is a predicted model, not a curated record. The coding region runs from base 166 to 2076 and encodes 636 amino acids. Lineage: Eukaryota; Metazoa; Chordata; Actinopteri; Syngnathiformes; Syngnathidae. Gene Ontology annotation, molecular function: protein binding. The transcript is spliced from 13 exons.
AUGCACGUCCAAAUCCUUUAGUUGGAUUCAAGUGAGGAAGAUGACCUAAUGUCCAAAUAUUUUAUUUUAUUAUUAUUAUUUUGUAGCUCCUUCCACGUUUCCACAAGUAGAUGUCAGUACUGUGUAGAGCUCUGAAGCAGAUGACAUCAGAAGAAGAAAACAACCAUGGCGUUCCUCGGCAGCGAUCAGUGGACAACAAUCUGCGAUAAAUUUACCGACGCCCAAAACCUCACCGAAGUCACAUCUCGAAACGACCCAGAAAACGAUCCUUUUCGUUCCAAGUACAAAGCCAGAGAACUCCUCCGGGAAAUACACUGCUCGCUGAAGAGUUUCGAGGCCGGUGACGGGGAGGAUGACUGCGAGGCGCAGGGCGGCGACCAACCGACCGAGCCGCCGGUGGACGGCCAGCUGGAGGAAAUGUUCGAGCGGGGCUUCGAAGGUUACUCGCCCAGCGGACACAGGACCGCGAGGCUCGCCGUGGUGGAGUAUUACCUUGGGGUGAACCAUGUUGACACGGAGGAGCUGUCAGCUGGCCAGGAGCACCUUAUGAACUGCUUGAAACUGCUGGAGAGAUGCAGAGUCUCUCCCGAGAAUGUGUCGUUAUGCAUUCAUGUCCGGAACCAGCUUGGCAUCCUGUGGGCAGGUUGGGAGGAGACUGAGAUGGCACAGCGUUUCCUGGAAAUGGCCGAAGCUAUUUACCUGCGCUACAUGAAGGAGGAUGGAAGCCCUCCCACUGAUCUGGUGGAGUUUUUUGCGCCCAAGGAGAAGCUGUUGACACAUCAGGAAAAGAACAAAAAGUUUGAGCUGGGCUACACACACACGAUGUAUUACCUUGCUCAGGUCUAUCAAAAACUCGGUCAGACAGAGCGAGCUGCUGCAUACUGCCACAGCACCCUGCAGAGACAGCUGCAGUUAGGUCAGUUCGUUCCAAUGGAGUGGGCUCUGAACGCCGCUUCGCUGUCACAGUAUUACAUCACAAAGGAUCGAUACAUGGAGGGAAGACACUGUCUCUCGGCAGCCACCGUCGUAUCUGGUUUAGCAGGAGAAGUUCCAUCUGAGGCUGCCGCGAAAGAGAGUGAGACGGAGUGUGAGCGUCGGGAUCAGCUCAGGCAGAAGAGAGCUGAUAUAGCAAGAUGCUGGAUCAAAUACUGUCUUGCCAUCCUUGAGAGUGCCAAAAAAGUGCUCGAGGACAACAUCGGGGAGCUUGAUAGCGAUCUUCAGGAGGACUUGAGGAGGAAAAGGAGGCUUGAGGUGGAGGAACAAGAAAAGGGCAGGAAGAGUGCUCUGCUCUUUGGCUCGGAGGACACUUUUGACUCCAUCGCUAGCCUAGAGGAGAAGGUGAGCUGCUUGCUCCCACUGGACUUUACCGAGGCCAGGAAUGUAUUCUUGGUGGGACAAAACUAUGUCACACAGGCUAAGGAUUAUUUUCAGAUGGACGGCUAUGUGACGGACCACAUUGAGAUCCUGCAGGAUCACAGCGCUCUCUUCAGGGCUUUAGCUUUCUUCGAAGAGGAUGCUGAACGACGCUGCAAGAUGCACAAACGACGGGUUGACAUGCUGGAGACCAUCUGCAUUGAACUGAACGCCCAGUACUACCUCAUGAUCCGCAGACAGCUGAUGUUUGAGCUUGCUGAGACCUACAACGAAAUGAUGGACCUGAAACUGACUCUGGCCAACAGACAAGCUGACACACAAUCUCUUGAUAACCACACCAUAAAGAAAUUCAACAGCCUCUGCUCUGCCUCCAUCAAGUACUUCCAGAUGUUUCUAGAUUCACUGCGCUCUCCAGAGGGGAAGUUUCCCGAGCACCUGGAGGAGGAGGUGCUCAGACCGGCACUGGUUGCCCGCUUCAGAGUGGCCCGACUGCACAGUCGCCUGAUUUGCUCCCUGCCGCUUACGCAGCUGGAAAACCUCAACAACUCACUGCAAAACUACAAAUACGUCGUCGAGUAUUGCGACGCUCACCCGGAAGCCGCCGCUGCCGUGGAGUCUGAGCUGGAGUUGAGUAAGGAGAUGGUGGGCCUGCUUCCUCUCAAAAUAAACCGCCUCAAAGCAAGGAUGGCUGCUAACAACUGAAUUCUGGGCAUACAGUAUUUGAAUUUCUCAUUCCUUGUUCGUGCCGUGUGUGCAUGGUGUGUGUGGCCACAUACAGAGAAUACAUAUUUUCAGCUCCCUCCAAAGAUUUUCAAUUGGGUUUAAUGUCUGGAGACUGGGUAGACCACGCCAAAAUCUUGACAUGCUUCUUACAGAGCCACUCCUUGGUUUUCCUGGCUGUGUGCUUCGGGUCAUUGUCAUGUUGAAAGACCCACACAUGACCCAUGUUGAAUGCUUUGACUGAGGGAAAGAGGUUGUUCCCCAAAAUCUCACAAUACAUGGCCGCGGUCAUCCUCUCUUUAACAGAGUGCAGUCAUCUUGUCCCAUGUGCAGAUUUACACCCCCAAAGCAUGAUGCUACGACCCCCAUGGUUCACAGUAGGGCUAGUGUUCUUGAGAUGGAACUCAUCAUUCGUCUUCCUCCAAACACGGUUAGUGGAAUUAUGACCAGAAAGUUCCAUUUUGGUCUCAUCUGACCACAAAACGUUCUCCCAUGACUCCUCUGUAUUAUCCAAAUGGUCAUUGGCAAACUUAAGACAGGUCUCUUGACAUGUGCUGGUUUAAGCAGGGGAACCUUCCUUGCCAUGCAUGAUUUCAAACCAUUUCUAUAGCCUUCGUGACUUACUGAGGUGUUUUGGUGAACACAGAACGUUUGCUUCACUCGAGCAUACGCGACGUGUAGCCAGCUGGGCCUUAAAAAGAGGAAGGCAUAAACACAAGCUGUUGCAAUUCCCACACCGUUUUACCUUAUUUGAAUGUAAAUACACUGAAAGCUGAAAGUCUACAGCAGGCACGUAUUGAUCAUUUCAUUUCGAAAUCCAUUGUGGUGGUGUUCAUAUCGUAAUGUUUAUGCUAGUGACUGGAAGCAUAUCAAUGCUCCUGGUGACAUUAUGAUGAAGUUGGGUGAACUUUUUGCAUAAACUGAGCUCAUUCACAUAUCAUCAAUUGGUCUUUGUUGAGCAAAGGCACCUAUAUUACAUUUGAAAAAUGAAAUGUCACGGUUACCCACAGGACAAAAAUAUCUUAAAAUGCCGGAAAACUGAAAUCUUGUCUAGUUUAGUCACACGUGUACUUCGUGUGACAUCUGGGCUUGUUGAACACAAAGCUGACAUAUUUGCAGGAAGCCAACAUAUCGCGUUGCAUGGACAGCAACAGCUUUAUUGUACCUUUUACCAUCCAGUGGCAGAGAUGUCUGCCACUAAAUGCCACUGGCAUGAGUAGACAAACUAAGAUGUAUUUCUGGUUAAAAAUAACAAGAAUCCAAAAUUCACACAACAUAAUUCAUUUUCUUAAGAGUCAACGUGAACUGAACAAAAAACCGUCACCACAAAACUGACGUACGAAUGAAGUAAAUUGUGAACCCUUCCACCCUUUGAAUUGUUUAGGUUAGGUAGCUAGAUUUAAUAUAUUCAACACUAAGUCCUUUUGUCUUUUUUUUACGUGUGUGUUAGUCAUGAAUGAAUGCAUGUGCCCUUCUCUUACUCUGCUGAUUAUGAACAACUUUGAGGGUCAAACACUUCACCAGUGGAUUGUAUUUUUGUGAUGCCUGAAGGAGAGUGAAAUACAGUGGUACCUCAACUUGCGAACAUCUGUAGUAACGAAAAAUUCAGGUUACAAAAUGCCUUCUCGGGAAAAAUAUUAUCUCUAGUUAUGUCCCUUGGACUCUUUGACCGUCGCUGACUCACGCUAGUGCUUUCACUUGCUGUCACACUCUAGCACACAUUGGUAGAGUGCAACUUUAUGGUGAGUUUUUCGUUUUUGUUUUUUGCAAGUUUCAAUUCAUCUUUCUUCACCGUGGGCCACAAGAAACUUUAGUGGAAUUAAGUUGUGUGCGCGCGUACAUUUGUACGUGUUUUCUCUCAGCUGUAAAAAGUUUAACUGCUCCUCUGUCCCCCCACGAUGCCUUUUGCUUGUCACUCACUGUUCUCUUUGCAUAGUCGCCCAACGCCAAAGGUAAAUGAGCAUAAUGUUCAUUAUUCUUUACAUUAUGUACUUGGAAUGAUUAUUUUUGGCUGCCGGGCAAGGAACGGAUUAGGCCAUUUACAUGUAAAAAGUGCUUCUACAUACAAAAAAAAUUCACAUGAGGACUUCUGUAACAAAUUAAUCUCGUAAGUAAAGGUACCACUGUACUUAAAAGCCUUUGUACAUUUUGCCUUUUUGAAGAUCGUGAUGUAUUUUUUUCCCCAUCUUAAUAACCUGUCAAUGUAGAUAAUGAAUGCAAUGAAAAUAAAUUCAUGCA